This is a messenger RNA of Myiozetetes cayanensis, 13834 nucleotides long. RefSeq names its product anaphase promoting complex subunit 10 (gene ANAPC10). The record is from RefSeq and is a predicted model, not a curated record. Gene Ontology annotation, biological process: protein K11-linked ubiquitination; anaphase-promoting complex-dependent catabolic process. Gene Ontology annotation, cellular component: anaphase-promoting complex. The transcript has 5 exons. Bases 257 to 886 code for a protein of 209 amino acids. Lineage: Eukaryota; Metazoa; Chordata; Aves; Passeriformes; Tyrannidae.
GUCCCUCCCGCGAGUGUCUCGGGAGCGGGAGAGCGGGGCCCCGGAGCUGGGGAUCCAGCGCGGCCGGGGUGUUGCUGCUUUAUUAUCGAUAUUUAAACUUUUUGCAGGCCUGUGGGCUACGGAGUUGUAAAAUUCGUUAAUUAAGCAAGAAGUGUGUGGGGAGGGCUACCAAGGAACGUGAGCGAAAGCAGCUCCUCGUUUGUCAAAGCUACUUCAUCCUCUGGGUGCUGUGGUUUUCAAAGGCGGCUUCCACCUAAUGUUUACACUUCUCGUGAGUUGUAAAGAAGUGCUCGAAUCCUUUAAUGAACUGUUUACAUCCUUACCAGAAAUGACCACCCCAAACAAGACACCACCUGGUGCUGAUCCAAAGCAGUUAGAGAGGACUGGUACUGUUAGAGAAAUAGGCUCACAAGCGGUUUGGUCCCUUUCAUCCUGUAAGCCAGGGUUUGGAGUGGAUCAGUUACGAGAUGAUAAUCUAGAAACUUACUGGCAGUCAGAUGGAUCACAGCCUCAUUUGGUGAACAUCCAAUUUAGAAGGAAGACAACGGUGAAGACACUGUGCAUUUAUGCAGACUACAAAUCUGAUGAAAGUUACACUCCAAGCAAAAUCUCUGUCAGAGUAGGAAAUAAUUUUCAUAAUCUCCAGGAAAUCCGGCAACUUGAACUAGUGGAACCAAGUGGCUGGAUUCACGUUCCUCUGACAGACACUCACAAGAAGCCAAUUCGCACCUUCAUGAUUCAAAUUGCUGUUCUAGCUAAUCACCAGAAUGGAAGGGACACUCACAUGAGACAAAUCAAAGUGUACACCCCGGUGGAAGAGAGCUCCAUUGGUAAAUUCCCUCGAUGUACAACAAUUGAUUUCAUGAUGUAUCGCUCCAUAAGAUAGAGCUUCCUACGGAGAAAUAAUAAAGGCCUUUUUUUUGACUGCAGUAUCAUUGCUAAAGUAUUCAGAUACUUAAAGAGCAGGAUUUACUUCAGUGUGAUUGUAUCUUUUAUGUUUAUACUUUGUACAAUUUUGAAAUAAAGAUAAUACUGUGUUACAAUAUAUUGUAGUCUGUAAUUUUGCAUAACUUGUCCUUGCAGUCUGAGUGCUCUUGUAUUAUCUGAGAGGAAAAAAAUCCCAGACACUUUUAAAAGAACAUAUUUGACUGGGAAUCAGUAAUUGAUUUAAUAUAGGCAUUUUUGGAGAGUGAUUUCUUCCCCUAAUGAUUAUGCCUGGAAAUAGUUUGUUCUACAGUGCUCCUGUUUGUUCUUUUACCUAAAAGGUGCUCAUUUUAAAGAGCAUUCUUCUUGAAUAAGACAUGGUUUAAAGACACUGCCAGUAGUGUUUUCCCAUCAUUGUUUAUGCUAAUAUGUUAUACCCUUUUCUGUAUAGGAUUGCUUCUGCUUAAUGGCUGUCUGGAUGGAUUUAGCUUUCUUUGUAAGUGCCAAAUAGAUCCUAGAACCAUAGAAUAUCUCAAGUUGGAAGGGAUUUAAAAGGAUCAGCGAGUCCAACUCCCUUCUUCUUCCCUUCUAAAACUAAACCAUAUGAUUUAAGAGCAUUGUCCAGAUGCUCCUUGAACUGUGACAGGCUCAGUGCCAUGACCACUUCCCUGGGGUGCCUGUUCCAGUGACUGGUAACAAUAAUGUUUAGUAUAUACAUUAUUAUAGAUAUGAGUAUGUCAUUAUUAUAUGAUAGCUGUUCAAAACAGGAGGAGAGUUCAGAAUGCUCUGACAUCCUACAGUAAUGUAGGAGUGAAUUUGGAACCCAAUGAACCUCUACAGUACUGAGAACUCAAGUGUAUAACACAAGAUAAUCUCAGACUCAUAGCACAGAAUUUUUUUAAUGUGUUUUAAAGUAAAGAGCAUUGCAAGGAAAAUGCAGGCUUUGUCUACUUGCUUGUGAGUAGGAAUAUCUAACACCUUUACUAAUGUCUCCUAAUUACUAGUUAUUUAAUCUUUUAAAAAAUUGAGGAGAUUUUAGAAAGAAAGGUUGUUGAAGUACAAGGGUUUCUAUUGCAAUGUUCAACACUGAUCAGACCUGUCCCUCCUAGCACUGUAAAAGCUGAUGGUCAAUCCAGACUAAUCUCAGCCAAGGAAAACUUUUGACACUUCUUAAUUGUGAGUGAGGAAAGGCUACUAAUAUAGGAGGCUCAUCAAACAGUGAUAAGGUUGUCAAAGAAGGGUGAAGAUUUAGCUGUUGAAAUCAUUUAUAUACCUCACAAAGCUGUUGUUGACUGAAAAGUUUUGUCUAUGGCUGAAUUCUGCAGUCUUUAGGAGGGUCAUUGAGCAGGGCAUUUAGUGAUGAUGAACCUUGUAGAAAAGUGCAUGACUAGUUUGAGUUUUCUAUUUAAAUGUGGAUUCAGUCAUUUCACGAGGCCUUUAAUGGUAGUUUAGCUUUCCAUGUAUCAACUGCAGAAUUCCUGCUCAGCAGAAUCUGGUCUAACUCAUGCCUUUCACCAAGUCUGUCAGUCCAGUGGAUUUUAUUUUAUAUAGUGUAAAGGACUGGUUCAUUGCUAUUCACUUAAGCAAUGGAAGCAAAAUAUGUACCAUUUCAUAUUUUUCUGUUAAAAAAACAACUCCCUCUCCCCCCCGGAUUUAUUUAUCUAGUUGUUUUCGAUAAGUUAUGGAUAGACUUGUAAGAAAGGAAAUUAUUAGGUGUGGAAUUUUCCUAGUUUUCCCCCGAAGUUAAAAUGGCCAUUGUUUAUUUUAGCUUUCUAUUUUCAAGCCAGUGAUUCUACCACAGACAAUUCUUUGGUAAUUCUGAUCUUUGGUCAGUAACAUUUAUCUUUUAAUUGAAAGAAACUUUAAAGUAUUCUUUUCUCUUAGAUAUCACUUGUAGGGUGAAUUGUAAGUUAAUAUUUCUCUGUGACAAACAUUAUCCAGUAAACUAGGAAAAAGCACGUCAGCACAGUCUUGUUGGGCCUAUUUCCUCCCUGCCUUAUUUUUGUAGGCAUCAUUUUUGGAUCUUUAGAGAGCUAUUCUUGCUUUUACUGGUUUUUUUUCAGGGCUCUGAUGUUCAUACAUUUAGAUGGUUUCUAAAUUGUUACUUCUGACAGUCUAGUUGAAUAAACUGAAACCUAGCUUGAAUACUUAUCCUGCUCUUCCAAAAUCCUAGAUGGUGUUCUAGCGGUUUUAAAAACCUGUGGAUACCCCUGUUAAACAGGAUGAUGCUAAGCUUUACUGUUGAGGAGGGAAUCUGUACUUGCAAAUUAAAUUUAAUGUAGGGGGUUUUUUGUAGAUAUUAAAGUGUACAAGGUUCUGUAAAGGUUAAGGCUACAGUUACACUUUGUUCUUCUGUCACCACCAGAUCCGGUCUGAAGCUGCACAUUCCCAUAUUUUGUUUCUCCUUUAUUGCCAGCAAUUACCAUCCCCAUGGUUGAACCUCUUCAGAUGCUUCCAUUGCUGUUCACUAAACAGUUGGAUCCUCAGUUCUUCCUUGGCCCUUUAAAAUAAGUAUAGUCUUAGUAUUGGGUGAAAGCAAGUAAUCUGUGGUCAGACCCUGGGAGUGAACAGAGUUGUGAUGAAGAGAGUGGGAGCAGAUUAAAAGGGAGAGUGCAACUACUGACUCCUUCAACUGCUGCUGGCAAAAUUACAUGUGACCAUGCCUGAAAGACAGUAUAAAAAUGCAAACUCAUUUGAUGUUCAGUGUCACUUGGAAACGAGUGCAGUGGCCAUUGUAGACCCAUAUUAAGUAUUUUCUGUGUUGCUUUGUAACAGUUGUGUAUACAUUGCUUUGGUAUUUAACAUCUGUGGAAUUACAUUCGAUUUUAACAUUUUUGGUGCCUGGUUACAUAGGGCUCCUGACUUUUUCAGCAAUGAGAUCUUGGAUGACUGUGUCUGAACAUAAAGCAGCAAGUUACUGCCGUUGUGUAUUAAUACAAUGCUUAGUAUUUGAUUUGGGACAAACAAACUGGUCUGCCAAAUCAUUGCAGGAAGUUCCUACACAUGUGCAUUGUUUUUAGCUGCUACUUUUUUUCCAUGAUCAUUAUUUUCAGACACACAGUUGUCUGGAACCUUACCACUCUCUCUUUUAUAAGAAACAUCUGAUAAAUACUGAUUAGUAGAAGUAAUAUUGAAAUAAAUGACAGACAAGAUGGAAGAUGUAUUUGUUCUAAGAAAUCAUGACUUGGCAGUCAUCUAAAUCAUUACUUCAAAUAGGAGUAAUUUAGGGAUUUUAAAACUUCUUGUUGAAGAUACCAUACUAGGCCUUUCUGCCUUGCAGAACAGAAGUUUGAUUCCUCAUACGAGUGAAAAAACCCUUCCUUUUAAUUAAGCUUUAGCUUAUUUCUUUUGUAGACACUAAGAAUAGAGAGGUAACUGAGGGCCCAGGAUCUUGAGGAGCUCCUGUUGAAAUAAACAGGAGUAACUGUGUUUUGAUUAAGUCAUGUCUGUGUAUCUUCUUAGCAACACAGUGUAAACAAAAAAGGCAGAUGACAGGAGAGGAAGAAAAGAGGUAUUUGCUGCUCCUGGUUUCUAAAAUGGAGAACAGCAAAACAUUUAUGUUUUGUUUAAGCUCACAUAAGGAAUCUCUGGCAGAGCUGAAAGUUGAAGCCAUAUCACCAUUGUCCAUCUUCUCUUUCACUGUGAAGCUGAUGUUCAGAUAAUUAUGCUGUUUUAAAGACAAAUUUUUCAGUAAUGCAAUUUCUGUAUGUAAUUCCAUUUUGAAAUUUAAACUCUAUUUUGGCUUUUGCUGCUCUAGUUUAGUCUGUAGGGGAGAUAUUUUUGCCAUCAUGCUGACUAUAGAUGCACAACUCUUCAGCUGCUUGCUCUUACCUUACCAAAAAGGCAUAGCAUACUUUUUAGUGAAAGAGGGAUAAGCUGCCUUAGAUUUUAUAUGGGACACUUGAUGAGAUCCGUAGUAGCUUACAGUCUGGUUUGAAGAGCUGUGUACAUGCCAUUUUUCCAUGCUUUGUUUGGUGUAAAUGUAGAAUACUGGACUUUUAUUGAUUUUUUUUUUUUUAAUAGCUGCCCUGUAUAUGAGGCUUCAGGUGUCUCUCACACAGACAGUUACUUAGACAUGAGUGACCUGAGUAAAGCGUCACUUGUCAGUCAGUUCUCUAGUUACCCUGAUCUUCACAGAUAGGCAUGCUGCUAAGCUGGGGUGUGCUUGGAGCUGUAAUUCAAGCUUGAGUUAGUGAUAACCCACCAUGAAGACUCAGACUAGAUGUUUACUGAACAGUUGGCAUGUAGGUACCUGUCUGAGAAUCAAAGGCUUAAUCUGCCAUGAACGCAGUAUGAGAGAUGGACUGAAGUGAGUUUUAACUGUUGCUACUUGUUUUUCUUCAUCUGUGUUAAAACAGUUUAAGGGAAGUAAUUGAAACGUUAUUUAGGCUUGAAAUCUGUUUAUAUACUAGAGAGAGAGCCAGCUGUUCAGAUCACCAUCUCUGAUUAGCAGAAAUGCGCAAAAAUGCGUUAACUUGUGCAUAACAAAUGAAGUGAUGGAAGAGACUGAAGGACCAUGGAGAGCUACCAGUUAGUGGCAAAGCAAGCCAUUACUUGACGUAAUAGAGCAAGCCACACUUCUAGGCAGCAGGCCAUUGCUAGAACAAUCCCCACCUUUCUCAAAGCAAUAGCCAGGAAUAAUUGUAGAUGUUUGGACUCAAGAACUGCAAGUGAAACAGAUGCUCAGGCAAUUUAUGCCUGCACUUGUUGAAGUAAGUUGGGUGCUACAACCCCAAGUACCACUUGAAGAAAGCCAGAGUGACAAGACUGGAUCUAGUAAUCAGAGCUGGAUUGUAUUACAUCCUAUAAAGAAUGAAGGAGAGUCAGAAGCUGGUGGAGUAAACUUCUCAGGAAAUCACAAAGACUUUAGACAUUUGUCAACCAUAAAUAUGUGUCUUUGUUCCACUUUACUCUGCACUGGUGCAGCCUCACAUUGAGUACGGUGUGCUGUUUUGGCACCACAAUAGAGAAAAGACAUUAGGCUCAUAAAGAGUGUCCAAACAAGGGCCACGAGGAUGGUGAAGGACCUUGAGGGGAAGCCAUGAGAGGGAGCGGCUGAGGGCACUGUUCAUCUUCAGGGAGAGGAGACUGAGGGGAGACCUCACUGCAGUUACAACUUCCUCAUGAGGGGAAGAGGAGGGGCAGGCACUGAUCUCUGCUUUAUGGUGACCAGUGACAGCACCCAAGGGAGUGGCCUGAAGUUAUGUCAGCGGAGGUUCAGCUUGGGUAUCAGGAAAAGGUUCUUCCCCCAGAGGGUGGUUGGGCACAGGAACAGGCUCCCCAGGGAAGCGGUCACAGCACCGAGCCUGCCAGAGUUCAAGAAGCAUUUGUACAAGGCUCUCGGGUACAUGGUGUGACUCUUGGGCUGUCCUGUGCAGGGCCAGGAGCUGGACUCGAUGAUCCUGAUUUGUCCCUUCCAAUCCUGCAUAUUCUGUGAUUCUUUGUUUCAAAAUGGUCAGUGGGUUUUUCUAUAAGCCAUAUUUUCAGGAUGGAUCUGGAUUAGUAAUAUACAAAGCAAGAGUUCAUUGCUCUGACAGAUCUAAAUGUUAUCACUGUUACUGUGUUUUGAUAUGCAAAUGAAUUAUGGAGAUAAUUUUUAGUGGAUGUUUUUCUUGAAUUUACCAACCAGCUCUGCAGCUUUAAUAGAAUACAUCUGAAUUCUUCGGAAUCAUUGGAGUGACAUCAGCAUGUAGAGAAAUACAGUUUUGGGGCUCUGAAGAGUAUGUGGUUGUUAUAAUGUGCGGUAGAGUGCUGUGUUUCAAGAGCCCGACUUGUUUAAUUAGUGGUAGCCUUUUGGCUCUUAUUCCUGAAUUUUGUCAUGUGUUAAUUGUUAAUUAACACUGAUGCAUUGAUUACAAGAAUACUUUGUAUUCCUUUGCAUGUAUACACAAAAUAGCUGUUUAUUUAAUAUUUAACUACCACAAUAUUUUACUCCUUUAAUUAAAGGCAAUGGGGUUUUGCUGGAGCAUGAGAUAAUAAUCUAAAUGCAAUUAAAAUGUUCGUAGUAUUAAGAGCAUGUCCCUCCAAAGAUGGAAUUGCUGAGGCUUCCAGGCAAAGGUAUUGGGUGGUCUGCUGUUGGUUUGGAAUACUUAAGUGUUCUGUUUUAGAUCAGAAAGGUGUUAAGGUGCUUUUGUAAAGCUGCACAAACCAUCAUUAAACAUUCUUCAUGGAAGUAAAUUUUAAAUAAUUCCUCAUGUGACAUAUUUGCUGUAGUUCAGGCUGACAUUUCAACGAGCUGUUUUACGUCAGCCUAACAAUUAGCUGUGACAGUUUCUCCAUUUGCACCAAAGAAUAAACAUCUCUUGCAGCCAGUCAACAGUAUUAGUGUGGUUUAGUUUAAUGGAAGAGUAGAAAAACAACAACCCCAAAACCCAAGUAAUGAAAAUUAUGCUAAUACUUGAUGCUGCUAGAGGAUAUAAUCCAGACAUAAUUACAUAUGAAAUGAGAAAGUAAAUUUUGGAUCACUGAAAACAUUAAAUACCUGAACUCUGAUCCCACUGAAGUGAAUUACCACUAUUAAUUAUAGUAGGGAACAGUUUAGCCAAUAUUUAAUGCUUUAAUUCAUGUAGAUUAAAUAGGAUCAGUGACUUCCUAGUUAUAUAGAUUAAAAAAAGGUCAACCUGGUGAAUGUUUUGAAAAUUGCUUUCUCAAAUGCUUCUUUCAAUAUACAAAACUCCUAUAGGAGUAAUUUCCAGACAUGUGCAAUGUAACAUUGAACAUGUCAUUUUAAAAUUGGAAGGUAAAAAUCCCUUGUAUAAGAUGAAAGCAUCAGAGCUCUGCAACACUUCUGAUUUGGGACAGUUUAUUUAAUUCAGGGAAAUAACCUCAAAAGAAAUUAUAACAUGAGUAAAAACAUUUAAACCUAAUAUAAAUUUAGUUGAUUAAUAAAUUCAAACAAAAUGAGAUUUGUUAAAAAAACCCACUCUUCUAACUGAAGGUGCUACUGAAUUAAAAGGAUUAUUUAACAUUCUUGAAUGUUUAAUAUUAUUCCUGAUAAGGCUGAUAUUACCAGGGUGAAACCAUCUAGCUUACAAAAUGGACCAAACAAAAUACCUAAUGGCUGUUUCAUUUCAAGAUUUACCAUAUUUUUGUACUGGAGUUUCACAUUAUCUGUAAUCUGAAGCAGCAGAGGAGAAAGUGUCUAUAAAUUUGAUUCUCAUUCACCCUAGAAAAAGCACAAUCGUGACAAGCAAUGUAUUUAUGAGAAAGUAAUGUUUAGGCAUUGUAAUUAGAAAACACCUAGUGAAAGGAAUUGUCUUGUUUUCUACAUUUGUGCAUUUCCUUUAAAAAUGCCUUUAUCACUUCAUUUGAACUGCUUAGAAAACUGAAGUGAAAAGUGAGCCAUUAAAUUCUUACCUCUCUUUCACAAAAGGUUUUAUUUAUCUGUUUUUCUACACAGCUGCUUCAGGUUGCUCUCCUGCUGCCAUUGAAAAAUCUGUGUAAAGUAAAUAGGUGUUCAUUCUGGUGCUUCAGAGUAGAAUCUUUAAUCGGGGACACACCUCCCUGAAGAGAAUUUCCACUCUUGGGAAUAAUAAGCCCUCAGAAUCUAAUUCUUCUAUUGUCUUUCAAUUCACAUUUAUGUUUUCUUGGGUGUGAUUUUUGUUUUUUAAAAAAUGUUUUAUCUUUAAACCCAGUGUAAUUUUUUAUAUAAGACCUACUGCUAGACCAGGAUCUUGUGACAGCUUGUAUUCAGUAUUAAAGCUUAUUCUACUUUUAGUAAAGACUAGCUUUAAGUAUUUCAAAUGUUAGACUUUAUCUGUUGCAGAUACUACUUGCCAUAAUUUGGCAGUUGACAGUGUAGAAUUUACAGCACUUUCUAAAGUUACAUUUUUCCAUUGGAAAACCACCAAUGUGAUUGUUAGUUUAAAGGGACAAAUGUUUAAACCAAACCCUUAGUGUGUGGAAAAGCUUACAGGCUAUUGUUAAUUUUCUAGCAGAGCUAGGUAAUCUUUCAUUACAAGUUAUGUAUAUCUUCAUUAUGUUUGAUUUUCUAUCCUUUAAUUUAUUGAAAAACCAGGAAAGAGUCUUUAUAUUCUAUUGCUUCUCAAUUAAGUCUCAAGUUAUUCUAAAUCUUCCUAGUGUAUAGAUAUAUAAAUCUCAGUGGAAGCACAUGUACCACGUGUUCAGAUAUUGCUGCAUCUGACAUACCCAAUCCCAGUGUAUUUUCAUACUUUUAUUCAUAUUUUUUAAGCCCCACAAUAAAGCAGUGAUGUAGGUAAUCCCAAAAUAAUCUUUCUUUUAAUUUUUGUUUUCUUCCCUAACCUCGGGGUUUUAGCUCCAGUAGCAAUUUGCCUUUAAUUCUUCCCUGUUUGUGAUGUUUUUCUGUUUUGUUUUAUUUUCUUGAUUUUCAGAUUUUUUGAAGGCUUGUUAUCAAGCAGUUGUACUUCUAGAAGGAGUUUAUUGGGCUAUACCUGAAAAAACAUCACAUGAUUUGGCUAUGGUAUUUAUCAACAAAGUCAUCCCUAGAUCUCUCAGAAGCAUUAUUUUCUGAGUAUAUAAUUUCCUUCAAAUGUCUGUUUAGACUGCUUUCCUCCAGAUACUGUAAUUUUCAUAUCUCCCCGAUGGAAGAAUUAAUUGUCUUUUCGUGUUAACUUAAACCAGUGGAACAGUGGAAGCGAGGAGAGAAUCAGGUCUUGCAUAGUAAAUGAAAAAAAGAUUGAUUUACAUAUCUUGCAAAGUUUGCAAUGACAGGUUUAUCUAUGUUGUAAAAAAAUCAGGAUUAUCUAAAAUGUUUCUGCAGUCCUCCUGUUCCCAUAAAUGAUAAUGCCUCUCUUGUGUAAUUAUGUAUUCUUUUUUCCUCACCUUAUUUUAGGAAUGAAUCAAAAUAGCAUGGUGAAAGGAGUCUGUUACUUCUGGCUCAUCUAGAAAUUUGAAAAAAUAUACAGUGAACAAGGUGAAGUCUUGCAGAAAGGGAGGACAUGUUUUUGUGAUUAAGACAAAUUGCUCUUCUGGAAAGUUGGACUCCAUCUUUAUUUUCUCACACAAUGACUGUGGCAAAGUCACUUGAAUAUUUUCUUAGGUGAUCACUAAUUGUCUGUUUCUUGGAGGUUUUAUUAUGAAUGCCCUGGUUCAGAUUUUCUAAAGUAUUAGUGAAAGUACUUAGCAUUGUCAGAUGUUGCUGAAGGCAGAGGUUUGCUUGAAUCCUUCAUUCUAGUCCAUGGACAAGGUGUCCUGUUUAAAAAAACCUAAAUCUUUGAACUAAAACCAACAUAAUUCACUAACGGAGAACAAAAGCUUGCAUUCUAUUAGUUGAUUUCUCUGAGUUCUGAUGGCAGCCCUAAAUUUUUUGCUGUACAGGUCGCUGUCUCUGUACCCAGCUUCACUCGUUUGAAGUGCUUGUUUCCUCCCCAGUUUUCAAACUGGGCCCAGUGUCAUCUCCAUGCCAUGAGUGCUUUCCCUCCCCAGCCUUUGGUGUUCCCUUCACUCCCAUUCUCCUUCCCCAGAGCUCUCAUCUGUCUCUGACUCUUCCCUGUAGUCACGGUAGCAGGAUUUUGUAUCCUGCUUAGUAAUACAUUUUCUCACCCAAUGCCUGUUUCCUCAGUUUCCUUCCCGAUUCCCCAAAUUUUUCCAUUUCCUCCCCCCCGCAAAUCCUGAAGAUUUUCCUUUCUUUCCCAGCUAGUCCCAACUAAUACCACAUGCUUCUUCCUCACAUUGCAUAAUACAUAUUCUGCCUGUCACCUCUCCUGCCAUCCUGCUGAAGUAGCAACAUGAUGAGAUUAUUGAGAGCACAGGGAGAGACUUUUCUGCUUUGGGUUAUGAUAGUCAACCCAGCCCAAGGAUACAAUACCUGGAAGCAGCAAUUACAAAAAGGUGACUCUGCCUCAUAGCUUCACACCAAAUCAUGUUUGGGGUUGUUCUGUGGGGUGUGCGUUUUUAGGGUUGGCCAAAAUUGGGCAGACUUUCAUAAAUGGUUGUGUGUAUAUCUUCUCUCUCUCUUCCUGUCUCAUUUCAGAAACUUUACUGUAAAGCAUUUGAGUGCUAAAAGUUUCCAAAUAAAAGAUUGUGAGAGUAUUUCGCUGAAAUUGCUGAAUAGUUUUGGCUGGAGUUUUCAAAAAUAAAUUCAGCCUGAGGUAGACAGUUGGUAUGGGAAAUUUCAGCUAACAGAGUUGCAAUUUGAUUAAGUUUUGAGAAACUUGGAAGAGAUUUGUGAGGUAAUUAACCCUGGGUAAUGUUACACAUUUCACCAAAUAGCAUCCUCUGGGCAAUAUGCUUUGUCACUUAGUGUGGACCUUUCCCUUUGCUUUAAAAUUGACUCUCUAUAGAAACUAGCUAAGCUUCAGCACUUUAGAAGAGCUAUUUUUAUUUGGAUUUUAUAGAGUCAAAGAGUUUUUAAAAUAAUUUAUUUGCAUCCCUAGACUAGUUUGAAGUAACUUUCUACAUUGGUAAAGCCUGCCAGCGGCAUUUGUACUGAAAGUAUCUCUGUUCUUCUAUACUUGUUUAUAGCUUCCACCAGGGAUUUGUGCUAGAGUAGCACUGUCCCAGAGUUAGCUCUCUUAGAGGGUUUUAACCUACCACUGUCUGUAGCACCACACUGUGAAUCUGCUUCCCUGGCGUGCAGUCUGUGUGGUAAUAAACUCCUCCUGCCCAGUUUUCCUUAACUGCUUGUGUGAGCCUGACUUAUUCACACUCUUGUUUUUCAAGCUCUGUCAUUAUUAAACUUUUCUUUAUUCUUUUUUACCCCCUCCCACAGCUUUGCACUGGGUUUCAACCCAGGCUUACCUACAUUACUGGAGGCCUUUUUUGUGGCUAAUUGAUGGUUCUUGAUUCCUAGUGUAUGCUGUGACCUGCUAAAUCUAUUCAAAACUGUUAAAAAGCCAGUUUCUUCUGUCAUACAAGGUUCUCUGUGCUAGAUAGAUGUUCCAGCCAUCUUUACUGUCUCAAAGUACAAGUAUCUGCCUGGCCUUCAAAUGCAAGACUUAAUACUGCAUAUCAGGGCUAUCAGGAGUUCCUAAACUCAACCUCCUAAAUCCAAAAUCUCUGCUGAAGGCAAGAAAGUACUUGACAAAGACAAUUCUGAUAAUAUGGAGCCUUUCUGUGCUCUGGUGAUCUUGAAGAACUCAAAACAAAAUGAAAGCAGCCAAAAAAAAAAAAAAAAAAAAAAGGGAGAAAAAACCCCAACUGUUUAUCCUGGAAGAUAAUUAAGGCAUAGAAAGUUUUUCCCCCACCACCUAAUUCACCUAAUUAGCUCCUAUUACCUUGUGGACGGGUGAGUCAGGAUAGAGAGGAGUGCUACCUCAAGACAAAUUUCUUCAUUGAAUGUAAUGUCUUGUUUCACACACCUGUUAAGAGGCAGUCUGCUAAAAACUGAGCAAUGUCAAAUUAACUGAUUAAAAUCAAGAAUACCAUGGAGUGAGUAGGGAUUAAUUUUAUUCCCCCUCCCCAAGUCUUUUCAUAACAAGAAAGAGGGGAUAUGAAGUUAUGUCAGCAGGUAAGAAGUCCAAAAUAACUAAAAGAAUAUUGUUCUCAAAGCUGUAUUCAACCUGAAACAGGUUGUAGGCAUUUAAAAUAUUUGCAUAGUUUAUAAACAGGACUGAACAAAGUUAUGGAAGAAAAAUCAUUUGAAGCUUAAGAAAUUCCAAAAGACAGGCCAUAAAUUGUUGGAGAUGUCUGUAGUACUGGGUGAAAUACCAUUCCACUCUUCCCUAGGCAGUUGAUUGCUGGCAUUGGUCUAUACCAGUUCCUUUUUAGGAACAGAAUGGUGUCAAGCCCUAACAAGACCAAACAACUUUUGCUUGGAAAGGGAUAAAGAAAACAAAAGUUUGGAGCAACAAAGUGACUACAGGGUACAACAAAUGUGGUAAAAGGAAGGUCUGUUAAAUUCAAAGUGUCAAAGAUGAAAAAACAAGGUUUUUCCUCUGCUGUUCAGAGCACCCUCCAAAGCACUAGGAAGUGUUUGAAAAUAUUGAAGGACCUGAUGGAUACUUCCCUGGGCUUCUGUCAGGGACAGGUAGUUGAACUAAAUGGACCUUGUGGUUUUACUUGUUGCUGCCACUUGUACAUUCUUCAGUGGUUAAGUUCUUGAACAUUUAGUUGAUGGCAAAAUUUGUCUAGAAUGUGAAACCAACAUUGUGAUUUGAUAAUUAAGCAUUGCAUUUCUCUAACCCCAAAAAAUCAGGGAGGACUAUGUUAAAGAAAGAAGGAGGGGAAAAGACACUGUCUGUUUUCUCAUCACAGUACCCUGAGAAAAUAUUUAGACUGUUAUAUAACCUUCGUAAUGUUGUGUUCUAUAAAAUUGGCAAGAGCUUGGUUCUUAGUCUGAAUGCUAUGCUUGUUUUGAAAUUUAAAUAAUAAACAAUUUAUAUAUGUAUAUAUUUUAGCUUUAAAAUCACAUUUUGUCAGAUUUGGCUUAUGGUGGAAUCAGCACUCUGUCCAUCCAGUGAAAAUAUGAACAGGACCACACAAAAUGCUUCCACUGUGUCAUUACUUUUAUGGCUGUUCCAUUAAAAUAAACUCCUUGCCACAAAACUUACUUGUCAUUUCCCGCUUCUCAAAAAUAUCAUAAAUAGUGCAGUUUCUAAAGCUUUUCCACUUCUAGCCUUGGUAUCUACUUGACUGUAUUUGCAGCAGAUCCCUUUAUAUUCCUUCCUUCCAUUCCUUUUCCACCACGUACAAUACUGGAUCUUUAAAAUACUUAUUAAAUGCACUUUUUGGCUAGUACUGCUUACAACUAAACCUAGGCUAGUCAGAUAGUGUCAUAUUCAUCUUGGCUUCUGUCAUGAUAGAUUCCAAAUAGAAAGUGCUUUACAUCCUAAUGAAUGUACUCUUCUGUUCAUGCCUACUUUUGAGAUAAAUUCUUGCAUUGUAUCUCGCUUCUGGUUGCAGGAUGCUUUUUCUUUUUCUUCUGGAUUUUAUAGCUUGCUGAGUUCCACUGAAAUAAAAAGACUUUAUGGUGAUUUGUUGGACUGGAUAA